Messenger RNA from Parathielavia appendiculata, 1734 nucleotides. RefSeq names its product Opi1-domain-containing protein. Gene Ontology annotation, molecular function: transcription corepressor activity. The coding region runs from base 1 to 1734 and encodes 577 amino acids. The record is from RefSeq and is a predicted model, not a curated record. The transcript is spliced from 2 exons. Gene Ontology annotation, biological process: phospholipid biosynthetic process; regulation of transcription by RNA polymerase II; endoplasmic reticulum unfolded protein response. Gene Ontology annotation, cellular component: endoplasmic reticulum; nucleus. NCBI's taxonomy places the organism in Eukaryota, Fungi, Ascomycota, Sordariomycetes, Sordariales, Chaetomiaceae.
AUGCAGACCUCACCGAACCAUGGCGGCCACGAGCAGGAGUCGUCAGACCACUGCUCGGCUCCCUUAGAUACCCUUUCCUCCCUGCAGCUCCCUCCCCUCGCGCUCUCUUUCCCCGACGAGCCGACGACCACCGAACUGGCGCCCAUAAAGUUACACCAUGAAAGGCCCGCCGAGCCUUCAGCUCAGACUCUACCCCCGCUCUCUUCAGUCACUGGCACCUCGGCGCAUGCGUCGCUGCCGAAACCACCUGAUCCUUCGCACCCAAGGGCCUAUGCGAAACCGGCCAACCAUUGGCCCAGCCUCAAUCCCUUUACGACCUACUACACGCCUAGCUACCUCGACCCGGUCGAGUCGUCGCCGAGUAUAGGCUCGGAGACGAGCGUUGGCCAGAGGGGUUCCAGUGUUAGCCUGGAUGACCCCGAUGUGCGCAUCGCCGCCGAGGCUUUGGGACAGAUGAAGACAGACUGUGGUUCCUCCCCGCGAAACAACAGCGUCUCGUCAAACCACGGCAAGCCACUCAGGGACUACAAGACGACCAGUCCCUCGGGACACAACAACAGAUACGAACCAGAACCUCUUCUGUCCCUCAUCACGACGUCACAUACACUACUUGCUACCACCAUCGAGGGCGCCGCCUCUGCGUACAACAGCAGCAAAAAUUACUCCCCCCAUCUCAAGACGGGCGCCGAAUACGUCGAAAGUUACCUGAAACCCGUCGGGAAAGCCGUGGGUACCGUGGGUCGGAAAACCGGUGUGGAGGGAGGAGUGCGGUGGAUUUUUGGGAUGCGCAGCCGGAAGCAGCAUUCGUCGACCGACAUUGAGACGGGGGAGCGCGGGAACAGCAAACGGCGUAAGUCGGACCGGAACGACAAGCGGCAGGAUGGUUCGGGCGCGUCGCAACGGGCGCCAAGUGCCGACGGCGACGACCGGCGCAUGUCCAUCAGCACCGUCGACACGCUUCCCGCGUAUGAUGACCAGCGGUCGCCGGCCUAUACCGAGACAGCCGACGACGCGGCGCAACCGACCUCUGGUCCUGAUGCUUCGGGACAACAGUGGGGCCAGCGAUUCGUCGUGACCACCUCUGGGCUAGGCGUGGCCAUGAAGCAGGAGAGUCUGAAGAGCUUGAAGUAUUGUCUCAAAGUGGUUAGAGACACCAACACCUACCUUGGGGAUGUCCUCGUCAAGCUCAAGAGCGCCAUUGAUGCCUACGACCGCGCAUCCCAGGGACGGCGUGACGAAGAUCACAGCAUGGCGGACGCCAACCAUGGGACACCGCAUGCGCCUGAAGACCGCAGCAGGUUGCUCUCGCGCAUGACCGAGCUCCGCGACGAUCUCUUCCGUGUCAUCCACCGCACCGUUCAGACGGUUUCCAAAUACGCCGGAAGCGCUCUCCCAGAGAACGCCAGGAAUCUCGUCCACGGCCAGCUCAUGAGCCUCCCUGGGCUGUACCAUUUCCAUUACGUGCGGCAGUCGGAGGGUCGACCUAGCAAUGCCAGCCCAGACGCGGGACCCCGGGACAGUGCCCACCUGGCCCUCCUUUUUGCCAGGGAGGCCCUGCAGAUGAUGACGCAAGUUGGUGAUGUGCUCAACCGCACGCUGGUGAGCGCCGAAGAGUGGUGCGAGACGCUCUACAAGAACAAGCACGAUAAUUCACGCUCGCCGCUCGGCGCUGUCGAAUCGUCACCCGCUGCGCCGGUUGGUGCUGUCGAUCAGGAUACUCCCAUGUUCGGGUAA